Molecule: messenger RNA, 1052 nt
Organism: Belonocnema kinseyi
Lineage: Eukaryota; Metazoa; Arthropoda; Insecta; Hymenoptera; Cynipidae
Product: gamma-interferon-inducible lysosomal thiol reductase-like
Exons: 7
Coding region: 16-816 (266 amino acids)
Molecular function (GO): oxidoreductase activity, acting on a sulfur group of donors, disulfide as acceptor
Source: RefSeq, a predicted model, not a curated record
AUGGCUUCGUAAAAUAUGUGCAACCUCGUAAAGCGAAUUUAUAAGAGUAAUAAAAACGUAAAUAAAAUUGUAUGCCGAAUGCAUGAACUAAAACUGUUUCUUGCAACUAGUAAAACUUCAUAUCUACUAUCGGCGAGAAAAAUCGAGUCCUCUGGCUUUGACGUUGAAAAAGUUUCAGCUGACCAAUCGACUCGCCAGUCGAAAACCAUAAUUAAUGUGGAACUUUAUUACGAGGCGUUAUGUCCAUACAGUAAAGAAUUUGUAAAGAUGCAAAUCAUUCCAACCUAUCGAGAUCUUAAAGAUCAUAUCUCGAUCUCCUUCAUUCCUUAUGGAUUAGCCACGCAUCGGAGAGCAAUUGAUGGUUCCUGGAAAUUUGAUAGCCAACAUGGACAACGUGAGUCCGAUGGAAACAUGGCUCAGGCAUGUGGCAUUCACGAGAUCGAAACUUCAGUAGAACCUGAGAAGCAACAACAACAAUUAGUUGAUUUUGUAGGGUGCGUUAUGUCUGAUGAUGAUCCUCCGUCCGCUGCUAAUGACUGUGCCCAAAAAAUUGGUCUCACCGAAGAAUCAAAAAAUCGUAUUAAAGAGUGUCAAAAAACUCCAAUCGGAUGUGACCUGUUGGCAUCUUACGGUGAUAAAACCAGAGCGCUCAAGCCAAAACUAUUACAUGUUCCAACUGUUGUUAUUAAUGGGGUAUAUUCUAAAGAGAAUAAUCAUGCUUCGUUGAUUUGUUUUCACAAAUUUAUUUGCGACAUUAUACCAGUCGAAGAUACGCCCGCCAUUUGCAAAUUAUCAUGGUCAACUUACCGAGGAUAAUAAUAAGAUACGACUGAAAAGGUUUCAAGUGAUUUACAAAAUUUCAAGUGAUUUUAAAAAGUUCAAGAGAUUUCUAGAUGCCAAUUGCAAUUUUCUCGAUAAGAGACGUGAAGAAAUUGCAAAUUCAUUUUUAAAUUCUCCAGAUUUCAGUUGUAAUAUUAUGAGCCUUCUGACCGCCAAUUUUUCGAAUUGAUUCGUCUUCAAAAAAAUAAAAAUAAAGCAAUACUGAAAAAUUA